Pochonia chlamydosporia 170 is the source of this 1341-nucleotide messenger RNA. Its product is annotated as AT DNA binding protein. The record is from RefSeq and is a predicted model, not a curated record. Lineage: Eukaryota; Fungi; Ascomycota; Sordariomycetes; Hypocreales; Clavicipitaceae. Gene Ontology annotation, molecular function: DNA-binding transcription factor activity. The transcript has 3 exons. Gene Ontology annotation, biological process: regulation of DNA-templated transcription. Bases 1 to 1341 code for a protein of 446 amino acids.
AUGGCGGAUUUUGAUGUGAGCAACGACCAGCUUAUGUCAAUACUCUCAGCACGGAAGUAUUACGCCCCCGAUACGGCGAAUGGCCCUUCCAGCAAACCAGAUUGUAACACCGUCCAAUCAUUACCACUGGGAUUUGGCGUUGAAGGUGACAACUCUGCGGGUCUGUAUGGAGCUGGUGCGGAAGGACUGGACUGCCUAAUAAACGGCUCUGAACAACAGUCUUUAUUCAUUCUAGAAGACCAAUCCACUAUGUCUUCAAUCGGAAAUAAUAAAUCACAAAAGAGGCCGGCUGAAGGUAGCAGCGAAGGCCCCAAGGAGAGGAGAAAGAAGCAGAUACGAGAGGCACAAAGAGCAUACCGACUGCGUAAAGAGUCGAGAAUUUCGUUUCUCACAAAAAGAGUUUCUCAGCUAGAGCAGGUUAUCGAGGAUAUGAGCACCACGAUAGCCACUUUCAGCGACUCCCUCCUCCAAUCUGGAGUCCUCGCACCCCACGCCAACCUCACACAAUGCACGCGAGAGACUCUGGAAACAUGCUUACAGCUAGCGAGAACAACUAAUGUCGAUGAUGAUGGAGCUUCAAUCGCCAACGGCAACCAGUCAGAGGUGCCUCCAACACCAAGGGAGGAUUCAGACCAAGCUAGCAGAGUGGUCAGACAACCACAAGUGGAAUUCUCGCAUUAUGUGCAACCAUUACUGUCACAGCCUUUGAGUCCGUCGAGCACGCCAGACUCAGACACUCCCUCGCACCUCCAAUGCUCUACAUUCAUGGAUCAACUGCACAUGGCCAUUCUGUAUCGUGGAUACUUGACUCUUUCCAACCCUUCCAUCUCUGCAGAUGGCGUUCGGCAAAAAUUUCGACUCUUGUACCCCGCCAUGGAUCGUGGCCUCCUAGCCUCAUAUUUUGCGGCUGCCCUUCAUGCCAAAAUUAGCAAGGUCGACCUCGACAAACAGUGGAGAUCAGUUCCAUUCUUUCAGUUAGGAGGUGCUGGAACACACUACGCCUGGCCACCCGAGCUUGGCCCGUAUACCCGUCGAUCUCGCCAUUGGCACUCAAUAUCUGUUCCUUUGUCACAUUUCUCGUCGGACAUACAAAGGGACCUCCAUGGCGAUUGGUUCGACAUGCAAGAUCUGGAGUGCUUUCUCAUGGAGAGGAAGGUGCAGCUUGUGACAGCUCCUGGCGCUGUAGAUUCGGCAGUGGUGAACAAACCACAUCGACAAACCCUUAUCAAUGCAAGAAAGCUAAUCACUGCUUUGCUGCAUAAAGCUCUUUGUUUAGGCAGGUCAGCCGGCUUUCGACGUUCGGACGUAGAGGCGGCAUUGAGCGGGUCAUCCUUAUUGUGA